AUGGCCAAUACCCCCCAGGGCCAGCUGCCCCGCCACGAGGCCACUUCCAGUGAUCCGAGCCUCGACACCCAGUCCGAAAAGACACUUAUUGAGGACUCCAAGGAGUCUAUCCCCUCGCCGCCGCCCAGCGCGCCACGUCGGGGUUUCUGGCGCAGGAUCUUGGACCGUCUCUCAGGGUCGAAACAUAGCAGCAGUUCAAAAGGCAGCCCGCCCCUACCGGACCAAUCUGGGAAGACGCACCGCUCUCAGACACCAGUCCUACGGAAUGGGAGAUGGUUGAAACCAAAGAAGACUUGCACUGUCCAGAGAGGUCGCAUCCCACCUCGUCGACAAUAUAAAUAUGAGAUCACUAGGGCCUAUUCCCCGGUCGAGCGUGUAACUCCAAAGAGUAAAGCAUCGGCACCCUGGGUGAUCUGGACGGCCCUCUGUUGCGAUACUGUUGCUGGGCUGGUGGACGCGCCUCCGCAGUGGCUCGAAAAUCUCCGUCACUGCUGGUACGACAAGAUAUACGUCGAUGAUCAUCCCAUGGUUGGAAAGAAGAAUUCCUACGUACGAAGGAUCGACCUCGCCUACCUGAGCGCUAACGGAUCGGGUGACUGGUCGGCAGCCAUUGGAAUCUGGCACGACGAUGCUGAAUGGCUUGCUGGCUUGUCUUACUCGGAUAUAAGGGUUGUUCUGGCACUGGAGCUCAAGGGCACCUUUGGUGAUUUGUCGACACAAGGACGGACCAAGAGACAGAUAGGUCUUGGUGGGCGUUCACCCUCUGGGCAUCUUUCGCGGCUGAGGCCGGUCGAGCUCGACCCCCUCGCCGAAUAUGGGCUCCCCUCAAAGGGCGAAAGGAGACUCCUCUCCCACAAAGUCCAAGAAUCAUACUACGGGCUAAUCGUCACGCGCUACCUCGCCUUCUGCACCGCCGCCGGCGACGGCGCCAACCUCCAAAAGCAAUUCGCCCGCCUCUCCCUGGCCUCCUCCUCCUCCUCCUCCUCCGCCACCACCUCCCAGCCAACCCUCUCGCCACUCCCGCCACCCAUUCAGCCCCCCCAACAAACACAACAAGCACAACAAACCCAACAACCCAAACAACCCCAACCCCAACCCUCAAAACCAAACCCCACACCAACACGCCCCCCGUUCGAACCCACGAUCCCCCCCGCCAUAACAGCACAAGACGAAACCCUCGCCCAGCUGCUCUCGGCCCUGCGCAAGCUGCGCGAGGGCCUAGUCGCCUCGCGCCGGCGCGACCAUUUCGCUGCCCAGGCCUACCUCUUCAGCGUGCGGCUGGGGGUGCUGGCGGGCGCGUACGAGACGUAUCAUCCGGCGGGGCUGUAUCUUUUGAGGUGGCAUGCGGGGAUGGGGGUGGUUAUGGGGGAUGGGGGUGGUGGGAGUGUGGGGAGUGGAGGGAGUGGUGGGAGUGGAGGUGGUGUGGUUGGGAGUUUGACGAGCGUGGAGCUGCAGGAGGUGGUUGCGUACCUCGUGCUGGACGCGGCGUGUCGGCGCGGGGACCUGGCGGGGGCGUACGCGCUGAGGAAUAAAUACCGGCUGCGGGAUGGUAGGGUGGAUGUGGUGCUGCGGGCGCUGGUGGCGGAUAAUUGGGUGGCUUGGAGGCGUGUCAAGGGGCAGGUGGACGGGUAUAGGGCGAAGUUGAUGGAGUUUGCCGAGGAGAGAGUGACGGGUCACACGCUCAAGGCGUUUGGGCGGGCGUAUCUGGCUAUUCCGGUCGCGGUGUUGGAGGAGCAGACUGGGAGUGACUUUGACGAGCUGAAGGCGAGGUUUGGGGUGGGGUGGGAGUUGGAUGGGGGCAAGGUGGUCAUUCGAAAGGUUCAGGGACAGUGAGGGAUGGGGUAAAGGCGUUCGAAGGAGCAUACUGAUACCCUGGGAAUAAAUACAUAAACGAUACUGGAUGGGAUGAAAGGGAUUAUAGGAUUUAAAGACUAGGGUUGAGAUGAAUAGAAGCCUUUUGGUGUAAUGCUUGUUUGCAC
Messenger RNA from Chaetomium fimeti, 1979 nucleotides. RefSeq lists its product as uncharacterized. The coding region runs from base 1 to 1833 and encodes 610 amino acids. The record is from RefSeq and is a predicted model, not a curated record. NCBI's taxonomy places the organism in Eukaryota, Fungi, Ascomycota, Sordariomycetes, Sordariales, Chaetomiaceae. The transcript has 5 exons.